Molecule: messenger RNA, 1378 nt
Organism: Mandrillus leucophaeus (drill)
Lineage: Eukaryota; Metazoa; Chordata; Mammalia; Primates; Cercopithecidae
Gene: TMEM229A
Product: transmembrane protein 229A
Exons: 1
Coding region: 61-459 (132 amino acids)
Source: RefSeq, a predicted model, not a curated record
GGCGCCGGGGGAGCCCCCAGCCAGGGGCUGCCCGACCUACCCCGCUUUCUUUUCUUCGGAAUGCACGGCUUUCUGGAUGAGAUCUUCUUCACCUUCUUCUUCAACGUACUGGGGCAGGGGGACGGAACAACCAGCGGCCACACGUCGCUCUGGUCCUUCUUUAUGUAUGGCAGCUGCAGUUUCGUGGUGGAAAAACUCUACUUCCAUCUCCACUACAGCCGCGGUUGGGGCACUUGGAAGCGGGUGCCCAUCUACGUGAUCUUCAUCUACGUGUGGGAGCUUUCCUGGGGUCUGGGACUCCGCACAUGCGGGGCUUGUUCCUGGGACUAUUCUCACUACCCGCUCAAUUUCAUGGGCCUCAUCACCCUGAUGUAUUUACCUGGCUGGAUAUUCCUUAGUGUGUACCAGGACCUAAUUUCCAACGUGUUGUGGAGGGUGCAGUACGUACCAAGUAACUAAAACCAAAAAAGAAAGAAAGAAAAGGAAAAAGUCAUUGGAUUCCCACGAAUGGAUGCGAUUUAUUUUUACACAUUUAAAAUGAAGUGGGUUUUUUAGUCCUUUAAUUUUUAUACACUUUAUUAAAUCUUCCAAAAUGUUUUAUUCCACCUUUUAGUUUUUCUAUUUGAAACCCGUGUAUAAUAUACUUUGAAACAUUACUCGAAACAUAAUUCAAAGUACUUAAUUCGCCAAUGUUUUAAAACGUUUACAAGCCCAAACAGCAAAACCGUUAUACCUUAACAUCAGAAUGGUGUAGUAGUGUUUACUCAUCUGGCCAUCGAUGAGUGAUAGCUACUAAUUUUUUUUGCGGGGGGGGGGAUCUUUAAAUCAGAGAGCAGUGAUUUUUACAAGAUUUGGCUAAAUUUUCUGAUUCAAUGAUUUGUUUACUUUCUUUUUAAUCUAAUUUCAUUUUAAAUCCUUGCCAUAUUUACCAAUGACUGAAGAAACUCAAUGUCUUGUACUCUUGAAACUACAGUUAAUAGAUCUUAAAGUGCCUCCGUCUAGCACACAAGUGAAAAGAGGCUGAAAAAUGCGAAAGCACGUUCUAUGAACAGAUUUUUAAAUGAGAUCUUUUCUAGUAACUCAGACAGGUGACACUGUGUUAAGAUAUUUGAUCUCCAUCCUGGAAAUGAUUGCUUUCCAAUGUGGGUAAGCCUUAAACACCAGGUGUGUUAACGUUGAUCAGAUCCUGUGUUAUCUAUGGCUGUACAUUUUUGUUACUGUGCAAUAAUGUAAAAUGUUUACCUUACAUAGCCAAGGGCCAAGUGAAAUUAUAUCACCUUCCACAGUGUUCUAACUCCAAGGACCCUUUUCUACAUGGAACUUCAAGGGCAGAACAUUACCUUUGAAUAAAAUGAACCUGAAUGUUCACGUUAAUUAC